CACUGACUGGCACUGAUAGGUGGCACUGAUUGGCAUUGAUAGGUGGCACUGACUGGCACUGAUGGGUGACACUGAAAGGCAGUUCAGAUGGGCACUGAUAUGUGGCAUUGAUGUGCACUGGUAGGCACUGAUAUGUGGCACUGAUGGGCACUGACAUAGGGCACUGAUGGACACUGACAGGUGGCACUGCUGGGGCUACACUGAUCAUCAGGGCACACUGAUCAUCAGUGCCCUGAUGAUCACUGUCAGCGUGACAGCUCGAGAGGAGAGAAAUGCCGAUAACUGGCAUUUCCCUGUUCACAUG
Staurois parvus is the source of this 304-nucleotide messenger RNA. The record is from the annotation of a GenBank genome assembly. Lineage: Eukaryota; Metazoa; Chordata; Amphibia; Anura; Ranidae.